CUCAGACCACCUCCGACCACCUUCCACCUCCCCACACUCCACCGUUCGUCGGCCUUCCUGAUCCAGGCCGUCGGGCAUGGGAGCUGCAUGUUGCUCUCAAGCUGAGCCGGGGCAGAAGGAGCAGGUGCCGGGCAACCCGCCCUUGGAUCCCACCAAGAGCGCCAAGCUAGCUCCUGGAGCUCCCGGGCCCGCUUCGAGUCCGGCGCCUGUGGUGGCCAGUGAUGGAGACGGCUAUAACUACAAGGUGUUUCCAGAUGGAUCCAGAUAUGAAGGUCAAUGGAAAGACGGGCUGAAGCACGGGAAGGGACGCUUCAUCUACCCUGAUGGCGACGUCUACGACGGUGAGUGGCAAGAUGGGAAGGCCCAUGGCCACGGGACGUACACUUCAAAGCAGUCCAAGUACGUGGGGGACUGGCAGAGUGACCUCAAGCACGGCCAAGCCGUCGAGGAGUGGGACGACACGUCAAAGUACACCGGCACCUACUCUCAUGGGCAGAAGCAUGGCAAGGGCAGGUUUGAAUGGCCUGAUGGCUCCGUCUACGACGGCGAGUUUCGCAACAACAACGUGGAAGGUGAAGGGACCUUCACCUGGAAGGAUGGACGACAGUACAAGGGUCAAUGGGUGGACAACCGAAUGCACGGCGAGGGCCGUUACGAGUGGCCUGAUGGGAGAGCCUAUGAAGGUCAGUACAUCAACGACCUCAAGGAAGGGGAAGGGACCUUCCUUUGGGCUGAUGGGCGGAAGUUCACCGGGCAAUGGAAGGACGGCAAACAGCAUGGCGUUGGGGUGUUCCGCACCGCCCACGGCGACCAGCGCACCGGCGAGUGGAGAGAGGGCGUGCGAGUCUGUUGGGUGGACGAGGCGCCCAACAACGUCCAAGCAUAGAACGUUGCGGCAGAAGGGACGAGGCAGUGCCAGAAAUGGACGAGGCAGUGCCCUUAUCUAUUGGAACGGUUCCCGGGAGAAGAGAGAGCCCUAGUCGUU
Messenger RNA from Durusdinium trenchii, 985 nucleotides. The record is from the annotation of a GenBank genome assembly. Lineage: Eukaryota; Dinophyceae; Suessiales; Symbiodiniaceae.